This is a messenger RNA of Zingiber officinale, 2119 nucleotides long. Its product is annotated as protein NODULATION SIGNALING PATHWAY 1-like. Gene Ontology annotation, biological process: regulation of DNA-templated transcription. The coding region runs from base 255 to 1910 and encodes 551 amino acids. The record is from RefSeq and is a predicted model, not a curated record. Gene Ontology annotation, molecular function: sequence-specific DNA binding; DNA-binding transcription factor activity. Gene Ontology annotation, cellular component: nucleus. Lineage: Eukaryota; Viridiplantae; Streptophyta; Magnoliopsida; Zingiberales; Zingiberaceae. The transcript has a single exon.
ACCGCCCUCCUACCAUCUCUUCCUCAGUCUUCAUCUUCCAUGCCAAAAAUCACAGCAUAACCCAAUGCUUUCUCCUCUGGUCAAUGCUCAAAUUCCUUCACCUCCACUCUUCCAUCCAAUCUCAGCUCUCAUCUCCCUCGUGCCAUUAAUCAUGUUUGAUUUCUAACUUCAUCUUUGAAGUUCUAAUCCUCUCACCUUGUUGAUACUCUGUGGUGUUAAUGCACAAGGGGGAUUCAGGGGCUGGCUGAAUCAUCAUGCCCUUUGAAGAUGACGAGCAAGGUAAAAGCUCCUUGCCGGAGCAGCAUCAGCAGCACCACCUCAUGGACUGGUUGGAGGAUUCCAUGUCUUUUCUCUCCUCCUUCCUCGUUGAUCCCUGCACAACAUCAACCACCUCCGGUGGAGGCAUCAACAACAAUGAUAUUACCAGCUAUGGAUGGUGGACGGCGCCACAAGGACAUGAACAAGCUGACAUGAACCACACUGCUCCAUCCAUGGACUCCACGCUCACCCCAGCAAACAGCUCUCGGUUGCUUCCUCAAGAUGAAUUCUUUAGGAAGAGGAAGAAACCGAUGGGACCGAUCACAGGCGACAAGAGCAUGAUGUUUCAAGCCAAAGAGAGGGCGGAAGGUGAAGCUGCCAUUGAGGGUGAGGGGGAAUUUGUGAAUGAAGGUGAAGUAAACAAGAAGCUGGCUUCAACGGCGAGGAAGGGUCAAGGGAAGAGCGCAGGGACCUCGAGCAAUGGCGGGGGAAAGGAAGCAAGAUGGGCGGAGCAGUUGCUGAAUCCGUGCGCAGCCGCCAUAGAAGCGGCGAACGUCUCCCGAGUCCGGCACCUGAUCUGCGUGCUUCAAGAACUACAGUCUAUUUCCGGCGACGCAAACCACCGGCUCGCGGCCCACGGUCUCCGCGCCCUCUCCAACUAUCUAUCGUCCACCGGAAUCAGCAUCCCCGACAGGGGCGGAGCAGAUGCUCCAGCGGCGACCACCUUCGUGACCGUGGAGCCGAAGCUUUUCCGUUUGGCGCUCAUCAAGUUCAACGAGGUCAGCCCCUGGUUCGCCUUCCCCAACACCCUCGCCAACGCCUCCAUCCUCCAAGCCCUAGCUCUCGAUUCCAGCCGCCGCGCCACGUCCCUUCACGUGGUCGACGUCGGCGUCUCCCACGGUGUCCAGUGGCCAACGUUUCUCGAUGCACUGGCCCGUCGUCCCGGAAGUGGGCCACCUCUGGUACGUCUCACUGUAGUAGGCGGCGCCGCCCCUUAUGGCCCCUUCUCCGCCGCUCCUCCAGGCUAUGACUUCCGCUCCCAUCUACUCCGCUACGCUAAAUCCAUCAACCUAAACCUCCAGAUCGACCACGCGAACGUUCUCGGAUCCAAGUCCUUGGCUCUCGUCCGAGGAGAGAUCCUCGUGAUCUGCAUCCAGUUCCGGGCUGGCCACAAUAACGCCAAUGAUCGGACGGCGUUCCUAGAGUCGAUACGCGAUCUGGAACCCGAUCUCGUGGUUCUAAGCGAGAUCGACGGAGGAAUCGGCAGCAACGGAGUCGACGGACGGUUUCCCGCAGCGUUCGCGAAGAAGGCGGAGCUUCUUUGGAACUUUCUGGAUUCCACGAGCGCGGCGUUCAAGGGAAAGGACUGCCCGGAGAGGCAGGUAAUGGAAGGCGAAGCAGCGAAGCUUCUGGACACGUCGGCGCCGGCGGCAGAGGGACGGGAUCGUUGGCAUGAGAGGAUGGCGGCGGCGGGAUUCCUGGAAGAGGCAUUCGGAGAUGAGGCAGUGGAAUCAGGUAGGGCGCUGCUGCGGAAGUACGACGGGAACUGGGAGACGCGGACAGCGCCAGCGACGGCGGCGCCGGUGACGCUGUGGUGGAAGGGGCGGCCGGUUUGCUUUUGUUCCCUGUGGAAGUCCAACCGGCGAAGCUGAAACAAGUGCCGAUCUGGUAUUUGAUGAACGGCAGAUCCGAUCUCGCGCCAAACUCCAUCCCCAACACAUCUACAUCUCCAUCAUCCUGACCGUCUGAUUAGUCCGUAGGAAAUGAUUGGGCUGGCCACUGUACAUAUCGGGUUCGGAUCAUGUACCAUGUUGAACUAUCCGAUAAGCCUGUGCCUCGUAUCAACUGCUAUAUAUUUUUU